Molecule: messenger RNA, 1239 nt
Organism: Aspergillus ochraceoroseus IBT 24754
Lineage: Eukaryota; Fungi; Ascomycota; Eurotiomycetes; Eurotiales; Aspergillaceae
Product: putative mitochondrial methylglutaconyl-CoA hydratase (Auh)
Exons: 2
Coding region: 37-960 (307 amino acids)
Biological process (GO): fatty acid beta-oxidation
Cellular component (GO): mitochondrion
Molecular function (GO): enoyl-CoA hydratase activity
Source: RefSeq, a predicted model, not a curated record
UAAAUUGGGCCGCAUCCGUCGCCUCCGACUUUUAUCAUGCCUCCUCGUCUUCCACUUCUUGUACCCUCACUCCGAACGCCUGUCACCGUUUCUCUGCGCGUGAAGGUCUCCGGAGCGCAAUUUAGUACUGCCGCCGACGAUGCAGUGAUUCAAACACAGCACGUCCCUGCUCCCGGAUCUGGGAGUAUCAGAGUUCUUUUACUGAAUCGACCAAAUGCUCGCAAUGCCUUAUCCAGGAACCUGCUGGGGACAUUGUCGCAGCACAUCCGGUCGAUCGCGGCCGAAGGAGGCCAUGGACCGACCAGGGCCCUGGUCAUUGGUAGCAACGCGGACUCUGCCUUCUGUGCGGGCGCAGAUUUGAAGGAAAGAUUAGAUAUGACCAAGGAGGAAACCGCCCAAUUCUUGUCCCAGCUAAGAGGUACCUUCAGCCAACUUGCCUCACUGCCCAUCCCUACGAUCUCUGCCGUCUCAUCUAUAGCCCUUGGAGGCGGGCUCGAGCUUGCCCUGUGCACGCAUCUACGAGUCUUUGGCUCAAAUAGUGUUGUCGCCCUCCCGGAGACCAGACUCGCGAUUAUCCCUGGAGCAGGUGGCACCUACCGUCUUCCGGCGGUGAUCGGCGUAAACCGCGCCCGUGACCUCAUCCUCACUGGACGACGUGUAUCGGGACCUGAAUCCUAUUUUAUGGGGCUUUGCGAUAGACUGGUCGAGAUACUCCCGGAGGAAGAGAAGAAGGAGGGGGCUGCGCGUGAGAAGGUAUUGCGGGAGAGUAUCAAGCUUGCUCUGGAUAUCUGUGAGGGUGGACCUAUUGCCAUCAAGCAGGCGCUGAAGGCAGUCAAUGAGUUCCAGAGAGGCGAAGGGGCGGAAAACGAGGCGUAUGACGGAGUGAUUGAGACGGAAGACAGGUUUGAGGCUCUUCGGGCAUUUUCAGAGAAGCGGAAGCCUGCUUUCCGGGGGCGAUGAGAAGUCCCGCUUUCUACUAUUUGUGCGGAGUGGCGAUCCGAAGGGCAUCUGUGGAAAUCGGUGACUCAGUAUAAUAUCAAAUAUUGAGUCAUUUGCCAUUUAGGAUUUCGUUAAGGAUGACCAAAAUGUUCAGUGAUUAUUUGGAGACUUUCUCACGACCUUGCCCUUCAGUUUGUUACCUUCCUAGGCAGAAAAAGGUAUUCAAUGGUAGGUCCAAGUAGGUGCUGUAUAGAUCGUAAUCGUGGCCACUAUUUACGACCGAGCCAGACAAUAACAGGC